AUGUUUGGUAAACAGACAAUAGAUUUAGUUUUUAAUGCAUUAAUUCUUCAUUUGGUUGGAUUGGAUUUGAUCGGAAUAGGAAAUGUUCGUUUAGUGCUGAUUUAUCGAUUGAUUGUGUUCCUUCCUCGAGAUUUUCUUCGAUUUCAAAUACGAAAUAUUCGGCAAAUCCAUUCGGUUUAUCAUUUCAUCAAUUUAAUUUGGUUAAUUUUGUCAUUUGGAUGGAUUCUCAUUUCGUUACUAUUCGUUUUCUUGUCAGUUUGCCGAUUUGAUCAAUCUCAUGCAUCGAUUUUAUUUUACAAUUCUGCGUCUUUUCUUUAUUUCUUAUCAAGUUUUAUCGAAUUACUCUCUGAGCCAUUGUAUUUAUUAAGUAUUUUCACAAAGAACGAAUCCGUUCAUGAAUUUAUUCAAAUCUUCGCUUCAAUAAUCGGAUUUGGUCUUCGAACGUAUUUAAUUUCUCAAAAUCCUGACAAAUGCUUAAUUUAUUUUGGAUUCGGUUAUUUAAUAUAUUCAUCAAUAAUGACCAUAAGUUAUUUUGGAUACUUUUUUCUGCAAACUCAAUCGAAACGCCGUGAAAUCUUUUUGAUUUCAUCGUUAUUCGAUUUAGUCUUCAAACCGGUUUUUCCUUUUCUCAAUCACAAGUAUCUUUCAAGUGAAAUAAAAGAAUUUCUCAGUGAAAAACUCUUCAAAGAAAGUCAUUUCUAUUUGUUUAUUAUGUUUUCUCUUGUGUCAGAUGGUCAACAAGGAAUCUUUUAUUUCAUUUCGAUCUUUUCGUCUCUUCUUUAUCCAACAAUUGAACAAAUCUCUUUGAAUUAUUUUCAAAAAACCUUCUCUUUGAUCAAAACCACUCAAAUCACAUCGAAAGAUGAACGAACGAUGAUAUUGAAUAGUUUGACAUUAUUAAACAAUUUUCAAGAUCUUUUUGUGAAAUUGUUUGGAUUAAUAAUAAUAUUUGCGUUCUCAUUUCAUUAUCAAAUAUUAAAUUUGUAUUUAAUCGCAGUUCUAUGCCAUGGAAUCAAUUUAUUGAACGAAUCUUAUAUGUCAGAAAAUGUUGAUCAACGUUUUCAAUAUCUUGGUAAUCUUCCAUUAUCGAAUGUUCCAAUUUUCAAAAUAAUCUUUUUUUCAACGAUAUUUCAUCUAAUAUUCUUUGAAAUUCUUCCAAUGAAAAUCCAACCAUUAAUCAAAAGUUAUAUAAUUUCAACAUUUCAUGCGAUUAUUUCUGUUUUGAGUGUGACUUUGUAUUUUCUUAAAUAUGAAAUUAAUUUUCAACAAAUCAAUCGACUUGUUGGAGGAGGUGUAUUUGGUACAGGUGAUGAAUUUAUGGUUUAUAAUAUUUGUUAUUCCACUGGUUAUCUUCUUUAUGAUUUAAUUUUAAUGAUUUUUUAUAAAUCUGUUCGAUCUGCAUCUGCAAUUAUUCAUCAUGUUUUGAUUAUUACAUCGUUUCUCAUUGGUUUAUUUAGUCAAGUGUGUCAUCCGUGUCAUUUCUAUUUUUUAGCAGAAGAAUUAUCAACAAUUCCAUUGAAUUUAAAAACGAUUUAUCGAAAUCGAGAUCGAUUUCAUAGUAUAUUUUCGGUAUUAUUUGUGAUUUGCUUUUUUCUAAGUCGUUUAAUCUUUGGAUCAAUUAUUUCUUUCUAUGGAUUUCGUGCUGCACCUCAAUUUUUUCAAUUAGCUUGGGUAAAUGAUGAUAAAUCUUCAUUUUUAAUCGGUUUCAUCCAAGCAUUUCUCUGUAUUCUUACCCGAGCAUUGAAUUUCUAUUGGGCUUACCUAAUUUAUCGAAAGAUCUUUCCAAGCAAAUCAAAAGUAGAUUAA
This is a messenger RNA of Adineta ricciae, 1806 nucleotides long. NCBI's taxonomy places the organism in Eukaryota, Metazoa, Rotifera, Eurotatoria, Adinetida, Adinetidae. The record is from the annotation of a GenBank genome assembly.